This is a messenger RNA of Rubroshorea leprosula, 2055 nucleotides long. The record is from the annotation of a GenBank genome assembly. Lineage: Eukaryota; Viridiplantae; Streptophyta; Magnoliopsida; Malvales; Dipterocarpaceae.
AUGGGUUUUGGUGUUUUCUGCUCUCUUGAAAUCAAGCAAGGGUAAAAAAUAAACACCUAAAUCAGCCUCUGCUGUGAGAGAGAAGAUGAGUAUGAGGGUUUUGGUUUUGGACUAUAUAUAGUUUUUGUGAGAUGCUUUAGAUUUAAGCUUAGUUUUGGUUUUUCUUGUCUUUUGGCAUAGAAUCGGCCGGAGAGCUAAGUCGUCUGUAUUUGAAAUAUACCAAAGACUUAUCUUCUUCUGUUUGGAGAAAUCCCUGUUUCUUUUGUUUGUACUACCUAGCUUCAUAUCUUUCCUUGUUUUCUUGCAACUAAUUUACUAAAUAGUCCGUCUUCAGUCCUCAUAGGGAUGUCUGGAGAUGGGUUUUCGAUGCCUUCUUCUACUUCUGCAGCUUCAAUUGGUGGGUUCGUUCAAGAACAAAGCAUCACAAACCCUAACCCUAAUAAGGUGAAGAAGAAGAGAAAUCUUCCUGGAACACCUGAUCCAGAUGCAGAGGUUAUUGCUUUAUCUCCCAAGACUCUCAUGGCAACAAACAGAUUUAUCUGUGAAAUAUGCAAUAAAGGGUUCCAAAGAGACCAGAACUUGCAGCUCCACCGACGGGGUCAUAAUCUUCCAUGGAAACUCAGGCAAAGAACCAACAAAGAGGUCCGGAAAAAGGUCUACAUCUGCCCAGAGAAGACCUGCGUUCACCACGAUCCGUCCAGGGCUCUUGGCGACCUCACCGGGAUAAAGAAGCAUUUCAGCAGAAAACAUGGAGAGAAGAAGUGGAAGUGCGAGAAGUGUUCUAAGAAAUACGCUGUUCAGUCUGACUGGAAAGCUCAUUCCAAGACCUGUGGCACCAGAGAAUAUAAGUGCGACUGUGGAACAUUAUUUGCCAGGAAAGAUAGUUUUAUUACGCACAGAGCAUUUUGUGAUGCUUUAGCUGAAGAAAGUUCAAGAAUCAAUUCGGUUGCAUCUACCAAUCUUAAUUUCAGAAAUGAUACCGUAAAUCUUCCUCAUGGGUUUCCUAGUAGAGGACUUCAUGAUGUUCCAGGAAUUUCCCAAUUCAGUUCCGGAUUCGGACAAGAUUUCGUUCCCAUGGCCACUGCAGGCUUAUCUGAGAUUGUCCAGCUGCAAACAGCCAAUAUUUUUGGCUCAACUUCUUGGGCUAAUUUUGGAAGCCACAGUCACUUUACUGGAUUUGAAAAGAGUGGUGCAACUUCAACGAGUGCGAAUCUCUCCUUAUCACCUUUGCCACAAACGUUAAAGGAAGAAGCAGGAGGGAGUAAAGGAAAUCUGGUGGAAAGCCUCUCUUCUUUUUAUCCUUCUGACCCUUCUCAAAACAAACAGUCAAAACCUGCUCCAGCACUUCUCUCCGCCACCGCCCUGCUCCAAAAGGCGGCCCAGAUGGGGUCUACAAGAAGCAACCCAUCCUUCUUUGGCAACAGUUUCGGGUUAAUGAGCUCAUCACCCACCAGUUCUUCUCAUCAGGUGUAUCAAAAUGUAGCCGUGAGUGAUACUGGUGCAGGUAGCUCGAACUUGGCCAGAAACCUUGACCGGAUGCAGCAAGCAGCAGGAGUAAAACCAGCCGCCGACCCAACUCAGUUAAAAGUUCCAAGUUCGAACUCCAUGGAUCUUAAUCUGACCCGAGACUUCCUCGGCAUGGGAAAUGACUCAGGCCAUCCAUUUCUACCACAAGAACUAGCGAAAUUCGCAUCCGUUGGCUCCCCGCUCAGCUAUCAGGUUGAACCAGUUCACAAGCAACCCUUGAAGCCCUAUAAUUAACACACAACACACAAAGUUUGACGUUGGGGGACCGAGUUGGACUCGGUGCAACGCAAGCGCUUCAACUCGGAAACAGAGAAAGGUCAUCUUCUGAAGGGCGUGGGGACCAGUGGGCCAUCCCUUGCAUCUCUGAAAUGACUAAACAAUGAGAGUCAUGCAUGUACUCGAUGAUCUUCGUCGUUCUUCUUGUUUUGUUCUUCUGUCUCAACUCUAUUAUCGUUACUUAAUUCUCUAUUUAUUUCCUCCCAUCAAAAACAAUUCCCUAUUUAUAUCUCAUAAAAAAAAUAACUUUAC